This is a messenger RNA of Halichondria panicea, 1176 nucleotides long. RefSeq lists its product as uncharacterized. The transcript is spliced from 10 exons. The record is from RefSeq and is a predicted model, not a curated record. The coding region runs from base 387 to 893 and encodes 168 amino acids. NCBI's taxonomy places the organism in Eukaryota, Metazoa, Porifera, Demospongiae, Suberitida, Halichondriidae.
UCUUGGGGCAAGAAGAUGUUGCUACAGGGACUCGAGUGGGUGUGUCCCUACAAGUGUUUUACAAUUUGGGGCAGCUGUCUCCUUUGCAACAUGAGAGCCAGACUGCAUUAGACCUGACCAUUCUCACUCAAGGGCUGGAGGGUAUAGUGGUCCCUAGCCCUCGGCAGUGCGGUCACUUUGAAGGCUUCCCUCUGGAUGAGGCUGUUGAAACUUAUGAACAAGAUCAUCAAGAUAUACAAACGCUGCUCGUGGUAGUACUACUUAAAGACAGACCCUCUUCUUUCCUGGACACCAUUAGCCAGUAUUGUGGGGGGUAUCCAGAGCUCUGUCAUGGAGGUGGGCACUACACUCGAAGGAAAUGGUGGAGAGUAUGCACUCUGAGAAGUAUGCAGGGAGGAAGACGUACCUUGAUAUCAAGAAUGGUCGUGCAAUGGGAAAGUCGAGAUACGGUUAGCUUAUACACAACUGUGUUAAAUGUUUCAUCCUCGUGCUCUGAAAUGGACCAGCUAUCGAACAUGGGCGAUACAUUGGAACUAUACACCAGAGUGCAGAGUGCUCGGAGUCCUGUUGUCAGGGACACCCGCCCUCUCCCGACCCUUCGAACUGUAUACACACAUGCAGAUCACUGCAGUGGACAAAAACUUCAGACUAUAGUGUCCCACACACAGUUCGAACUGAGGUACUGCAAUGGAGCCAAGGAUGAGUCCCAUGCACUUUCUCAAGAACUAUCGCACUGCUCACUCCAAAGCAGCCAUUCCAGUCAUCAAGAGUGCUCGGAGGGCUGUCCUGUUGUCAGGGACACCCGCCCUCUCCCGACCCAUCGAGCUGUACACACAGAUCACUGCAGUAGACAAAACUUCAGACUAUGGUGUCCCGCACUCAGUUCGGACUGAGGUACUGCAAUGGAGCCAAGGUGAAUCAGAAAACCACCGUGGCCUCUAUCGAUCGUUGAAGAUCUGCUGUUAGGGCUAAUUGUGGCUGACAUUGUUUGGUCUUGUAGCUGCUAUGUCAUUACCAUGUGUGCAUGUGUGCAUGAAUAUCGCUACGCUUGUUGAAGCUUGUGCAAUACCAUAAUUAUCAUGACUGCAUAUGCAUGCCAUCGUGGAAACUAUGAAUUCAUUUGCUUUUGCCUGUAGCUGCAUGGUUAUAUAAUUAUAUAAAAAACCUGACUAGCUA